UGUCAAAAGUGGCCAAAUAUCGACCAUGUGUUGCAAAAUAUGUCACAUCAAAUCACUGUCUUUUGUUUAUAAAUUAAUAUAGCUGAAAGCCCUGUCGCCUUCAACAGCCAUGGUUUACCUGGGAGCCCUUGUGUUGUUUCUUCUAUACGGCGUUAACAAUUCAACAAAGGUUUGUACGAAACAGAGUAAUUAUCAUUUCCUUCAUCGUGGCAUGAAACUUCCUGGUAAAGACUUUGUCCAUGUUACGACAGAGGGCGUCGUUACAUGUGCACGAACAUGCUUGAUCACUGGCAUGUGCAAGUCCUUCAACUUUAACACCAACAAUGGUCAGUGUGAGCUGAACUAUGCCACGCUCACAGCUGGAGGUCUGAAUGUCAGUCAUCUGGUCGCUGCUGCUGGUUUGGUCUUCUCGGACAUCGCACACUGGCCACAGAAACUUUCUGGCGCAUGUGCAUAUCACAACUGUACAGUCAACACCUACUGUAAAACCCUGGACAACAAGAAGAGUAUUUGCAGUCGUUAUGUCAUACCAACAUCGUGUGCAGAAGUUAAAGCAUGUGAACCCUCCAGUACAGAUGGAGAGUACUGGCUACGUCUGUUGAACUUUGACCUGUACAGAACCCGGAUCUACUGUCACAACAUGAGCACAGCCAAUCCCGUGGAGUUCCUGACACUUCCUACUCCUAACUAUGGCGUUUUCCCCAAUGUUUCUAAUGCGAAAUGUAAUGGAGAGACACCCCUGGUAGGCAACUGUGUUGGCAACUCAGGAGAAAUAUGGUACAACAAAAUCAGAGUCGCAAUCCAGACUAUGGAUGUUGUGCGCAGUGACACCGCAUUUGCUGUCUUCACCAACCUACAAGCUGAUUACGCCCAAGCUAUGGACUGCUACUCUAUACACCACAAUGGUGUCAGUCCUUGUGGAACCAAGGGCGAGUUUAUCGUGAAUCUAUUAGGCACAGGAUGGGUAACGAAAGCAGAUCAACAAUGGAAAACCGAUGGUUGGAUGUCUGUAAUCGAGUCAGUAACUCCAGACGACACUGGAUCUGUUGUUCGUAUCAAGUGCGGGGGCCUUGCGGGUUUUUGUCACCCAGAUGGACCCAUGAUAUUGAAGCCAUAUCCAGAAGAAGAUACUUCCUCAAUCCAAGGAACAGAAGUGAGGUGUUUACAGUGAUGCUGCAGGCUUCAUCAAAAUAAACAACAUACCAUGGCCAGAUGGCGGUCUACACCCUGAAGAAGGAGUGAAUUAUCAGAACCACAACUAUACUACAUAACUUAACUGAGGAGACAGUGCAUACUGUUUUACAAUUAUUUGUUUAAGAUUGAUGUAUGUGUACAAUAAAUGCCAACACCUCACAAAACGAAAAAAGAAGGGAAAUUAAAAUAAAGCUUUUGGACGAAAUACGUUCGAUAUGCCUCUGUGUGGAUUUCGUUAUAAGAUACAAACUGAGUAUUAACAAAACAGUAAAUCAAAACCAACCGCUUUCCUAAAUAAAUGAGGCCUUUCAGUAAUAAUGCGUUGUUUCUGUUGGAUAUAUGUUUUAAGGUGUAUAGUAUUUUCGAAUAUAACUUUGUUUGACUGAGCCAUGUCGGCUUGAUUUCUGUUGAUGUACCAUGCAGUUGGAAUGGCAAUCUAAACACUGAAUUCGUCAUUCACAUUUCUAUCCAAACUGUGGUGCUCUUUAAUGUGACAUUUAUACCAGGACGGAGAAAGUGCAACCAGUAUUGAUUUAACACUGCGUGGAAUGUUCAAAUUAACAGAGGACUAAAAGCAAGCGGUGACUUUCAAUCAAGGGUUCAUCACUCCAAUGUGCCCAAAGGUUAAAAGUAUUCAGUUCGUUAUGACAUAUCACUUUGUUCA
Messenger RNA from Haliotis rufescens (red abalone), 1858 nucleotides. RefSeq lists its product as uncharacterized. The transcript has 6 exons. Gene Ontology annotation, molecular function: metalloendopeptidase activity; zinc ion binding. NCBI's taxonomy places the organism in Eukaryota, Metazoa, Mollusca, Gastropoda, Lepetellida, Haliotidae. The record is from RefSeq and is a predicted model, not a curated record. Bases 110 to 1171 code for a protein of 353 amino acids.